GAUAUGUACAGGCACCAUGAGUAGGUUUUCUCCUGCUCAUCCACGAGAUUGUACUUUCCACUUUUAGAAGUUUCUUGUCUGCUGCUCGCAAAGUUGGAGCCCAGCCUGAAUCUUUGUUAGUUGAGAAGUUCUGUGGAGUUGAUUGACUACUUUUUUUUUCGAUCGAAGUAUGAUGUCGCUUUUGUACCCACGGUGAACUAAUUUUGCUGCAAUAAGAACUUUGAGGAGCAACGAACAAGAUUCUUGCGAUUCGACUUCGAUUAUUAAGUAGUUUUUCUAAUCGCUGUUGAAAACGCAAACGCUUGAUAUUUUUAAUUUUUAUUUACGUUACGGGCUUGAGUGUUGUCCCACUCUCCACCCUGUUGCGUUGUCUCUUCAUGUUCUUCUGUCUCUGACAUUAAGAUUAUAAUCAAACACCAAUUUUAUUUGCAUACCUCAUUUUCUUCUUGUUUCCCCACGAGAACAAGGCUACCCGCCGACCUAGGUGCUUCUAAGUACAACAGCACGCCGCAUAGACCACCAACUCACUGACUGAUUUAUCAUCGCGUGCCAGAGGUUGAGGUGCAACUGUCACAAGAAGCACGACACAAAUUUUUGGUGCGCAGUAAAAAGUGGAGACCACGUGGUUUUCCGGACUCGAAAAACAUACACGACCAGCAUGAGUGGCGGAACAUCAACAUCGCCACGGAAGGCCAAGGCGGCUUCUUUUCCGCCGCGGGGGUCGUCGCUGGUCGUGUGCUAUGCAUUUAUCUCGUCGACGACGCUGCAGCUUUCCUCGAGCUUUUUUGGGGGACCAUGUCAGUUUUCGAGUUCGCUAUUGGGGGCUACUGCACUGACUCUGAGACCAGGUGAACAACGAAGGCAAAAGCAAAAUCAUGCACGACAGAAAAACGGUAACGGCGCGCACGCGCAGCAAUACCAGCAAGGCAAAUCGUCAUCUUCGUCCUGGACCUGGGGCGGACCUGGACGCCCAAGCGACGUACCAUGGCCCCCGCCCGGAAUGACCUGGAAGGAAUUUCGUGAGCGAGGGCAAGAGAUGGAGAAGCUGAUGGCGGAAAGAGCGACUACACAAGCGAAGAACGAACAGGACGAUGGUUCCACUCCCGAGAUGAGAAGAGAAAGAGGAGGACGCUCAGAGGGUGCGAGGACGACCGAGAGGAGCCACCAUGUCGACGGGCCUCUGCAACAAGCUCCUGUUGAGGAGUUUCGUGAUACUGUUACUGACUCAAGCCGCAUCCAAGCAGCAGCUCUGCUGCAGCAGCAGCGCCUGGAAGAUGUGAGCGAAAGCAAAAGAGCCGGCCAACAUUCGGGGAAGAAUAAGAAAUGGACACCAUCACAAGAUGAACAAAAGGCGUCAGAAGACGUAUCGCCUCGACAUGUUGUUGUUGACGAACGGAUGAAACAAGGUUCACUCUUAGCGUCGAUUUCAUCUUCGCAUGAAGAGCAGCAUUCCAACUGCGGCUUGUUCUCACACGCAUCCUGUGGAAGCACCGAAACUUCCGGCCCUCUUUGGGGCGACGUAGCUGCAGGAGCGGCUGGUGCUGGGUUUGAGGAGGAAGAGGUUGCGUCUAAAAAGAGCAGCAGCUCCGCUGGCGCCCCGAGUCAGGGACGAGAAAGUACUGGAGAACAACGCGCGCGCUGGUGCGACUUGAUGGAUGUCGACGGCGCAGGUGGCGCUACAGCUGCUGCACAUCAAGUCGAUGUCAAUGAAAUUCGACGUUUGCACGAAAAAAUUCAAGAGGAAUUGGAAGCGGACAAGUGCAAGGAACCGCGGCGACAAAACGAUUCGGCCUCGCCGUGGAGUUCCUGGACCGGGCUUGGCACGUCCUCCACGCAGGCAUACAACAAGGAUGAAGAUCAUUCGCGGGGGCGGUGGACGACCACAGGGAUCAGCGCUGGAAGUCAUGUUCGCGGCGGAGCGAGUGGGCACGGAAAGGACAAGACCAGGAGAACGAGGAACCAACGAGCGUGGUAUGAGGAUGAAGCUAUGGCAUGGGAGGUAGAAGAUGGCGCGAGAGCGGAGGAGCACCAGCAACGCAGCGCCCGGGCUGCCAAUGAAAAGAAGGGCAGCCGGAAGUUGCUGUUGCAGCUGCGUGCACCAGAAGUGUCUUCCCGACAAGAAGAAGUAGUUGCCCCGCAGCUGGAUCUCGAACUUGUUGGGCGGAGAUUGAACCUUUUGGAGCGCCAAAAGAUAGUGAAGAAGCUAGACAAAAUUUUCCAAUGCGUAGCGGCGGCAUCAUUGUCAGCACCACAACAGCAGUUCUACCCGGCGGGAAAUACGGGGAUGGUGAUGGAUAAAGGCUACUGGCAGCAGCUCGGUGACGUGCUUUUGCAAGACCCCAAAGGUGACACCUUCAAUGGUCGCGAAGCUGUGGCGCUACCAGCGAUUCAGCCAAUUGUUGUGCAGCAAGUGCAGCCUUGGGCCCGAGCGAUUUUAGGUGACUUCAAUGCCUUGCGGCAACUGGUGAUUCAGUACCUGCCAAACAAAGACGAGCCGGAUCUUCCCCUGCUUUGGCGUACCGGCGUUCCUGGCAGGCACAGCCGCGGAUUCGGGAGCGACAAAGAGCGGGAGCAGGUGGCGUUUGGCUAUCAGGCCAUUGCUCGUUACUUUCCGCUGAUAGAGAACAUCGAAGAGCUGGAGCGCGAAGCUGCUGAGUACUUUUUGGUUUACAAAGAUUAAGAUUUUAAUUUGUCGAAUCUGCUCCAGAGAGCGAUUCUCCUUUCUUACAUAGGAGCUGCAAUGGGUGAUGUUUUUUUUUCGUCGUCUUUGCAAAAGGAUAGGUGAAGUAGUCACAGACAAGCUAUCUUGUGUAUGAGUGUGUUUAGUUUUUAACCGAUAGUACCGAAUACAAAUGCGGACCUGGUCACCCCCUUUCUGUGGAUGUUGAGCUGGACCUAGGAAGACGGGCUCGUAGUCUCCACCUACUUACUAACUUACUUCUUAAUCCGGUAGAGAUGUCUUCUGUACUUGACGAGCUUGAUCAUUUAUUUCACAGGGCGGCAUACACGGACCACGAAGCAGUGACCGAGCGGAUUUUGCAAGGAGGGAGCCUGCCUCGACUGCUCGAUCAUGUGACCAUGCAUGUGGAACACUUCGCAACCAAUGCGUUCGAGUCCGGAGGGUACAUCGUCCUUGCACUCUUGCAGCCUCUCGAUGCCGAAAAUCUUGCGGAGACGCCGGCGAGCGAGGGCGCGCGGAUGAUGGAGCAAGCGAUUUGGGAGAAGAGGCAAACUUUGCUGCUAAGCUUAUUCGAAAGCGAGGAACGCUUCGUAACUUUGAUCACAGACGAGGUCGGAGUUCGCACUUUGACAGCGGCGUUCGCUUUGCCGGAUGCUGCCCUGCGUGACGACGUCCGGAAGGCGCGUGACAAGAUUGUCGCACGGUUUUUCCACCCCGAAACUUACAAGAGCCUGGAAAAGUUUUUGGACCGAGAGAACGAAAGGGCCAAGGGCUUGCCAGAACAAGUCCCGAAAAAUAACGACCUGUUGCGCUCCCAGGUUCUGCAACGCUUCGUCAACGCGUUCCCCUUUGUGUGGCUGGCGCAACACCAGUACGCACGCUACCUCUACACGUGGAAGUGGUUGGGCAAGGUCGCGAACAUGCCGCAGCAGCGACUGAUCGCGGAGUUUUACCGCCAGCUGCUCGUGCUACUAUCAGCCCGGGCGGACGAGGAGGAGAUGGAGAAGCAGAGAAGCCAACAUGUUGGUGCAGCUUCUGGAGAAGACGCAGCUGCAUCCGGCCAGGAAGUAGCAGCUAGCAUUACGAACACCUCUUCAAGUAGAUCACCGCAUGGCCCAGCAUUCAGUAGGCCUCGAACUAAGUCUUCUAGCUCGCUGAGCACUGCCUCGGACGGAGUAAAAACAGCUCGGUUACCGGGGCCCGCCCGACGGAAAAACUGGACCGGAGACGAAGAUUUCACCGCGGUGUCCCCGAAACUUGAAGAAGCCGGCGCUAUUUUUUUGCGCGAAAACCACGAAUUUCUGAACCUACGUGCCUUGUUCACCAUGGGCUUCUCGCUGCAUCUGGUGCCACCAUACAGUGCGGCAUGGACGACAUGGACGCACGACGGACAGAUCGAGAUCCCUUGGCGGCGCGACGAGUUUCGGAAAGAACAGAUGUCCUACGUGCCCUUUGAUUGUAGAGAGGAUGACGAAGGUCAUGUCCUCUAUGACCCAGCCAGCAGCCACGACACACACUUUUUUUCGCGGCCCGGGUCAGCUUCGGGGCGGAAGAUGAGCCAUCAAAUGAUGCUAGACCACCGCGCGCGAUACACGAACAGUGGCCGCCAAGUUUCCUCUCUGUCGAAUAAGCCGCAGGGCAAUGUGCUGGAGCGCAUGGUUGGUCUACUCCGAACGCUGAUCGAACGGGACACGAAUUUGACCAAGUUCUUCCUGAGACACGAACCAGACGAGCCGCUCUCUUUGGAUGAGCGAUCGCUUGCGCAUAUCUCUGCCGCAGCAGGAGGCACAGAACCAAAUAAUGGUGCGCACGAAGGAGGAGCAAACGGAUCUAGUGGAGGCGACGCGUCAGCACGACCUCCAGCACCACUAUCAGUACUGCAUUUGAACCGUUUUGUCCUGAAGCUUGACCGUCUUCUCAAGCUGCGGUACUCAGAGGAGGGGUGGUUCUUGAUAAAGGAAAAAAACGCCGAAGACAAUUCCCUAGAAGAAGCUCGGCUUGGGGAAACCGGUACCAGCCUGAAAGCGUUCAGACAGAAAAAACAUGUUGGAUAUGGGUUGAAGUUUGAGGAGGACUUCAGCAAGCUGCUGGAUUCCAUUGCCUACAUGCGCCAGAGAAACCAGCUGAUAUUGCAGGGCACAACUUCACCAACAGCCGCGUCGGCCGCUGGUAUGUCAUACUGCUAAUUCAUAUCCACUUGCAUAAUAUACACAGAAUAUAUUAACUAGCAAUAUGACACAUAUUAAUCAAUAUGACACUUGGCAACAACAGCGCACCGAAACGCCAAAAAAGUAGCAUUAUCAUAUUGUAAUAUUGUCAUAUUGUCAUAUUGCAUAUUGCUCGCGACAGCCCCGCGGAUGAAAAUUGGCCCCGUCCGAGCUGCUUGCGGACUAUGCGGCCAUUAGGACCGCGCGCCGUUGUGCAGUUUGUGCAGAUACCAGCUAUGCGCCUCGUAGGUUUCUCGUCUCCGGAGCAUGUUGCCAACGCCCUGGCGCAGCGUUGAGCGCACUCCUGGCACGCUAUUGAUGGCACAGGCACUGUCUCUGCCGUUAGCGGCUCGACAGGACUGCAGAGUCAUGUACUAGGUUGCUGCUGGCGCAGCAUCAUCGGAGAGUGCUUUUUCGGGAACUAUUCCCGCGCCCGACCACCUGGCUAAACAGUUUGGCGCUGAUUACAGUCUUUCUGCUUCUGAGGGUAGCGCAUCUAAUCACACCGAAACUGUGUCAAACCACAUUGAUUUUCAAGCAGUUCCCGCGUGUUGGUCUCCUAGGGCUAGUAGGGGACUCGCGGCGACGAGUGGGCAGCCCGGGUGGAGUCCCUUCUUCGUAUAGGAGCAGCUGGGUGGCGGUAAGGCUAUCGACCGUCGGGGGCGUUUUCGCGAACGAAUUAGACGGGGGGCGAAGACGGCGUGUCAUUGUCAGGCCAUCUUUCGGUCCCCGAAGCCGAUGGGUCCGGUCAUAUUGCUCAAAAAGUAGUGGUCAUAUUGACAUAUUGUAAUAUUGUCAUAUGUCAUAUUGCUAAAAGUGCCAGAAUUUUGCUAGUUAAUAUAUUCUGUAUACAAUUUCAUUCAUUUUCAUACGUUAUAGACCUGCUUCUUGGCUGGUAAUGCGAUGGAUUGUUCCAUUCCCGAUCCCAUUACUUGUGGCGCCUUGUAUUUUUGCAAAUCGCGGCCGCGGCGACGGGGAGAAGAAGAUGGCGAAAUGAGAAUUCAUUUAUAAGCCAUUCUUCUGCAGCCUUUUCGUUUUGGUUUUCUUCAGGCAGCCAUGUGCCUUGUUUGUCCAAAAAUUUUAAGUACUUAAGUACAUAAACAUGUUCAACACAUUAAACAGGGCGGGAAGCCGAUCCGAAUUUGAACAUCGCUGCAAAAAGCUUUCUCCAGAGCAAUUUCCUGCAGAAGAACGACUUGAGCUCGUCACGAGACCGUAGGGAAAAGGCGACAAAAGGUAUCGAAGCGUACUUGCGAGGAGUCGCACGCUGGCAAAGUCACCCACUACCGGAAGAGGUUGCGCGAGGCCUUCUUGCAAAUGUGUGCGGGUUAUGUGACGUUCCUCAGCAGAUGCAGAUAAACAACAGCAAUGCAGCACUCGAGUACCUUCAGUGCAAGGAACAAGACGCAGCUUGUCAGCAGCAAAUGAUGCACCAAUUCGGAAGCUGCAACGAAGGCUACUGCGCUGCUUUUCUUAAUCAAUCGCACCAGCCACAGCCAGCACAAGGAGGGGCUCCGUCGGACCAAACCGCAGACGAGCUCCGUCCACCAUGGAACCCGAACUUGGCAGCGGAGCUUCAUGCAGCGUUUUGGGAAAAUUUCGCCGCACUGGAGGAAACAAAGCGCCAACUUUGCGACCUUCUUCAAACGACGCAAGCGCAGCAACAGCAACAGCAUGGAAACGCAAUUGCUGGUAGUGAAAGUGAUAUUUUUCCUGCAACAAAUGAAGCUACAGUCGGAGUAGAAUCAUUCGCAGGCUCUUCCAUGUCAGCAACAAGGCAGAAGCUGUCUGCGAGCGCCCCAAUCUUUGUUCCGCAUCAGAGUGUACCGUCAGCGCAAACACCCACUGCAGCAGGCAUCAUCAACAUGGCACCGGAGACCACGACUGGUGUGAGUAGGAUGCAGCAAUAUGAUCAUCCGCAGCAGCAGCACGAGCACUCGCUUCCGAGCUGCGGUGUUUUCACGGAGCAGGAAGCGGCAGUCCAGAAUGAAGCGAUGCAAAGUUAUUUAGCAGCGUCGAAAAGCGAUUUGUCCCAGACAUGGGCACGGUCGUGUUCUUUCGGCCAGCAGGCGCUUCAUCCCGACGCGAUUCCGAUUUCUGUUGAAGGACCGCUGCAGCAUGUAUAUGGAAAGACGCAGCCAUUUACUUUUACACCUACUCCCUGGCCUCAGGCCGACGGGCAGCAGCAGCAGCAGUUGUUGACGAUGCUCCAAUGUGCUGCUGCCUGUUCAGGAAAUCAUGAACGGUUUUCGACGAGCUCGCAUGCAGUUGAAGAUCAUUCCAGCGUGACGCCUUUGUUCGUUCCGGGUGGUGGUGCAUCGAAUUUGCCACUAUCUGCCUCCUCACUGUCUUUAUCUGCGUCUGAAGAAGGCGCCGGGACGACAGGUUUCGCGGCUGCUGUGGAUCUUCAUGCUCAUCAAUAUCCGGCACGACAGGAAAAUAAAUUGAAACAGUUGCAUGUACUACAUGAUCGUGUUCGACGGAGCAACGGGGAUGUCGCUCUUCCCAACAGUGACGAAGUACUAGACGGGGAACGUUCACCCGUGACGACUGCUCGUUCCGAACUGUCGAGUGAGGACGGUUCUUCAUCCCCCGAACGUGCACUGGACGUUGAGAUGCUGAACAUGCGACAGUCGCAGGAUGAUCAUGUCAACGUCCAUUUACCAGGAGCGGGCGAGCAGGACGGUGAGGGGGACCACGAAGAUCAAGAUGUUGUCAUGGGUACAUUCGACACGAGCAGAGUGCCGAGGACAACAAGAGAACAACUGGGAGAUAAUCAAGAUGAUCGUGACCUGCUGUAUGGUGGCGGAUCACCAAGUGACGUUGGGCCAGAGCAUCCUGGGGGGCACGUCGAACAGGAUCGCUGGUGGGGGCCGACCCCAAGUCCUCAGGAAAUCAGCGGAAGCAACUACGACCCUGCUCUUGGUGUCCGGCUUGCGUCGCUCUCGCUAGCAGAUUUCCAACAUGAGCACCAGCGAUGGGCACCAGCAUCGACAACGACAUGGGAGAUGCAAAAGAUUCAAAACAAAAGGAAACCUCCACAGGGGCAACCGCCACCGCAGGAUCAUGGAGAUGCCGAUGAAGGAGCUGCUGCAGAAUCACUUUCUGCAUCUUCCUUCAUGUCCUCGCAGCCCGCAGCUCGAGUUUCCCCACCCCCACCGAGCGCGCCACCAGUCUUGGAGGCUCUGCCUUUUAGUCCGCCCGUGUCGUCUGAUGUUGGCCUGCAUGAUGAUUUACCAAAUCCGCCUGCAGCACCUGCUGUAGAGCCAAUAAUCGAAAAGAAAAAUCAACAAGCUGACGGUGAUGCGACGGGGCUGUCGAGUGACCGCUCUCAGCUUGAUGAUAUGAUGGAGAUACAUUGAGGAAGCUUAUUAGGCUCGCAUUUACGAUUUCGUUCUUGAGAUCAAUAGAGCAGGUGGGGGGCAUUGCGGACGAUGUCUUCGCGGCCUCUUGUACGUACGUGGAAGUCAUUUUUGUAACUCUUUCAUGUUUUGACUGACUUCCGUCUCCAUGUGCAUAAUGUAGAAUUUCAAUUUUCAUAAUCUAAAUCUAAUUUUUCUCUCCUUCUUGCUCGAUGAAUACCUAUUGAAGUCGAUGUUGUUCCUUUUUCUGUCCGAUGAACAAAAACUCAUGUGCUCAUGAUUUCAUGUUAACAAAAUAUGCAGCAAAGUCAAUUCCUCGAGAAUGCCGGAUUUUUUUCUUAUUUCCGUAUUUUAAUUUUUCUCUCUUGAUAGCCUAGCGGGCGUGGGUGGGCUUCGGAGGUGGUCCUUUGCUACCUACGUCUUGGUGUAUCAUGACCACGAACGUCACCGCUUACAAAGGAUGAAUAAGCAGCGUAGGUCUAGUAAGCGGCGUUGUCGUGGCCAUGCGACCUGCGUCCGCCACACACUCAACACUAGAAAACAUAAAGAGACGAAAUAAGCAUCAGCAAGGUGCUCGGGUGUCCUCGCCUCUAAACAGCGCUGCGCCUCCCCUUUUUCACUCCGCAUGAUCUCUCAACUUCGCAUGAUUAAUUUUGAGGCAGUUUUUUCCUAUGGUAUGUUUUUGGGUCACGCAUUUUUUCGCGACUUCUUCUGUUAAAAUAAUGAAAAGCUUGCAUGAUGUCCGAUCAAAAGAAAGAUGUCCAAGACGAAUAUCAAGGUGGAAGUAUCGAAUAUGUUUUGUUUUUGAGAAGAUGGAGAUCGUCUCCUUAUCCUUCACAAGAGAUAGCAACGUGUACGUGUUACGCUAAGUAGACGUGCUGGCAGUUUUAGUUUACCAGCAAUGUUCUGGCAGGAAAAAGCUAAACACAACCUCUGAUUUGCUUGAUGACCAGUGCCGUGUUUUUACAGGAUGGGAAAGCGGACCCUUCGAUGGAACUGAUCAAAAAGGGGGUGAUACACGUUUUCCCGUGAAGCAGACUUGAAGAAGUAAAAGGCAGAGUCGUGCUUGCGGUUGGUUCUUGUUACACCAUGCUAUUUCUUUUCGCAACUUAAACUUGUACUCUGCCUCUGCAUGGUUUGACGGGGAUUUUUUCUACCACAAUCACAUAAGAUUUACACUUCUACGCUCAUCAAAGAGCGAGCGUUCGGCACUAGUCGUAGAAUAUUAGGGAAUACAGAUAGUUAGAAGGUGAAGGUUGACCAGCCGCGCAACGUGUAGGUUUCACUUACGGAAGGAAGAGAACACCAAGGUUGCAUAUUUUUUUGUUCUUGUUGCACUCUUUCACUUUCUCUUUCACUUCACCAAUACAUCUGCCGGCGACAGCUACAGUAUGUACGGCUCGAAGCUAAUCGGGGACGCCACUACUUGGUUUUCAUUAACCUAGCAACAUGCAGUUGCAGCAGAAAGAUGAAGAU
Molecule: messenger RNA, 9725 nt
Organism: Amoebophrya sp. A120
Lineage: Eukaryota; Dinophyceae; Syndiniales; Amoebophryaceae
Source: the annotation of a GenBank genome assembly